Ambispora gerdemannii is the source of this 1509-nucleotide messenger RNA. The record is from the annotation of a GenBank genome assembly. Lineage: Eukaryota; Fungi; Glomeromycota; Glomeromycetes; Archaeosporales; Ambisporaceae.
AUGUUAAAGGUAAAACUAUACCAAUUUAAAUUUGGGACAAUUGAUGAAUUAGAUAAAGGAGAAUGGACGCGCCGUCAGCAUGCUAUACGUAAUGCUUUCAAACAUGCUUGGAAUGGAUACGUGCGUGAUGCGUGGGGCUACGACGAAUAUCAUCCGAUUUCACGAAGUGGCACAAAUCUAUCGAAUCAUGGUAGCAUUGGAUAUACGAUAAUUGAUUCGUUAGACACGAUGAUUAUUAUGAAUUUGCACGAAGAAUAUAUACAAGCAAGAGAUUGGGUUGCCAAUAAGCUUGAUUUUAAUAUAGAUGCCGAUGUAUCACUUUUUGAAACCACUAUACGAGUAUUAGGUGGUUUGCUGAGUGCAUAUCAUUUAUCGGGCAAUGAUACUUUGUAUUUGACAAAAGCUAAAGAUCUUGGUGACAGAUUGUUUGGUGCUUUCGAUUCCCCGACAUAUAUUCCUUUUGCAUCUGUAAAUCUUGCAUCACAAAAGGGAAAACCGGCACAUUUUGCUGGAGGGGCUAGUUCAACUUCGGAAGCUGGGACUUUACAAUUAGAAUUUAAAUAUCUAAGCUAUUUAACUGACGAUGAUAAAUAUUGGCGAACUGUGGAAGAAGUAAUGUUUCAUAUAGAUGAUUUGGAUAAAUUUGAUGGUCUCGUGCCUAUUUUUAUAAGUCCAUCUACUGGUGAUUUUAUGGGACAGCAGAUUACAUUGGGUGCUCGUGGAGAUAGCUAUUAUGAAUAUCUUUUGAAGCAAUAUAUACAAACCGCUCGUACUGAACCUUUCUAUCGUCGCAUGUACGCUCAAGCCAUGCAAGGAGUGAAAAAUCGACUUAUAGCUCAUUCUUUUCCAAACAAAUUAUUAUACGUUGGUGAACUUGCACACCAUGCUAGCACUGAUAUUUUUCCAAAAAUGGAUCAUCUCGUUUGUUUUCUUGGUGGAACAUUGGCUCUUGGUGCUACAGGUGGUGUGAAGAUUAAGGAUUACUCGGAAUUAAGCGUUGAAGCACAAGAAGACUUAUCGAUUGCAAAGAGGUUGACAGAAACGUGUGUACAAAUGUAUUUCAGAACAGCUACUGGCCUAGCACCGGAAAUUACGUUUUUUGAAACAAAUGUAAAUGGAGUAGAUGAUAUGAUAAUUAAAGAUAGAGAUGCGCAUAAUUUAUUAAGACCAGAAACUGUCGAAAGUCUGUUCGUGCUUUGGCGUAUCACUGAUGAUAACAAAUAUAGAGAAUGGGGAUGGAGGAUUUUCAAAGCAUUCGAAAAAUACGCAAAAGUUGAUGGAGGAGGAUACAGCGCGCUUAAUGACGUGACUACAAUACCUCCAGGUAGACUUGAUAAAAUGGAAACGUUUUGGCUGGCGGAAACUUUAAAAUAUCUUUUUCUUCUCUUUGAAGAUCCCGAUUCGCAAUCUUUACCCCUCGAUAAAUACGUAUUUAAUACUGAAGCACAUCCUCUUCCCAUUUUUAAGCCUUCUAAAAAAAUUCGUGGAAAUGGAUGGGAUCGUAGUUAG